CCCCCGUUGACUUGAUUGAGUUUGGGCUUGGUCACAUCGAGGAGGCUUUGUCAACUGCCUAUUUAGUAUUUGUUUCAUCAGCUUCUUCCGCCUAGCUAGCUAGUACAGUAGUGAUCUGGCUUGGAGCCGCUGUCUCUUGUUGACAACCAGCUUCGGAAUGGUCGUCGUACCUGAUACUGUGUCACCGACCGAGAAACCUUGGGGAGCCUUCGCUUCUCAAGUUCACACGAAUGACCCAGCCACUCCAGUACUACCACAACCACCAUCAUCGUAAGCGUAGCAUUCCAGGCAAUUCCGCUGCUACCUGAUCCUCCUGGAUCCAUCAGCUGGUCAUCCUGGCUUGUAGCUAGCUGGUUGUCGAGGCUAUGUGAUGGCACCGCUAGCGCCCUACUAGCCUUGAAGUUCCCGUGAGCAAACAAACCAGUCAAGAUGUAUCAUCUGUCCACACAUGACUGGUGGCAAUUGCCACUUCAAGAAGGACCAUUCCGAAGCAUGGGUUACCCUCACAAUGUUGGACUUGCUUGGUUCUUUACCAAAAGAGUAAGGGAUACAUCCAGCAACAAAGUUAUGGAUCCUCCAGGGACAAGAGCCGAGAAUUUUUUGGCCGACGGCAGAAGGUCAUCUCGUCGUCUCAAAGACUCGGAUACUGUUGUGGCUACCGGCGCUGUUGGAAUGGCUCCCUCAUCAGCACACCAGAACCAUGAAGACGACCACCAACAGGCAAAGAUCUUGAAAAGGGCGAACAAAUGGAAUAGAACUGGACAUAUUCUCCGGGCACAGGGCAAGUACAAGGAUGCCUUCAAACUCCAUGCGGGGGCCCUGAGUUUGUGCCUUUCGACAGUUGGCAAAAACCAUCAAGACACCGCCACGUGUUACAAUGAUAUGGGAGCAAAAGCACUGAGCAUGGGUGACGCCAAAGGGGCGCUGGAGUGCCUUGAGAAAUGUCUUGCCAUCCGUGAACAUGUCUUGUUCAAAGAUCAUCCUGCCUGGGCAUCAGUGUACAACAAUCUGGGGGUUGCCCUGUCCCAUUUGGGCCACACCAAACACAGCCUGGAAUUCCAUCAAAGAUGUCUAGCAAUCCGUGAGCUACAAGGCAAGCACCGUCUCUCCACUGCCACUUCCUACAACAAUGUGGGCCUUGCCCUCAAGGACUGCAAAGAUCUGGAAGGUGCUUUGGAGUCUGGAAAAGGCCAGGGCCAUCCAUGAGGCCAAGCUUGACCCGUAUCACCAUCAGAAUGCUGCAUCAAACUACAACAUUGGAACUGUACUAAUUGGCGACUUUGGUGGUGCGAUUGAAAUGUUCUCAAAGAGCU
Molecule: messenger RNA, 1313 nt
Organism: Seminavis robusta
Lineage: Eukaryota; Bacillariophyta; Bacillariophyceae; Naviculales; Naviculaceae
Source: the annotation of a GenBank genome assembly